Psilocybe cubensis is the source of this 3117-nucleotide messenger RNA. RefSeq lists its product as uncharacterized. The coding region runs from base 1 to 3117 and encodes 1038 amino acids. NCBI's taxonomy places the organism in Eukaryota, Fungi, Basidiomycota, Agaricomycetes, Agaricales, Agrocybaceae. The record is from RefSeq and is a predicted model, not a curated record. The transcript is spliced from 7 exons.
AUGACAAAUGCACUGAAAAGACGCCGAAUUGGGGCCUCAAGCUCAACAGAGACAUAUAGGGAUGCUAUUCCUUUGCCCGACAGUUUUGCAACAAUCCGUUCCAGUGAAGGCACGGCGGAGGGUAGAGUCAAUUAUUCUACUAUUCUUUCCGCUGGAGCGUGGGACGAGGCUACAUCUUGGAUACCUCAAGACGACAAUAUGUAUUCCUUGAUGCCGGAUAGUACUGGUUUCGACCUUGCUGUAGAAGGCGACUUUAUGGAUGGAGAGGACGAUGACAUUGUGGUGCCUAAUGCAGAGGGCGAACAACAACAAGACGAAAUCCAGUCCAUACCAAUAACACCCGCUGUGCCCGGUGUCAAGGCAAAACAAAGUUUGGUAUCACAAUGGAACGGCUCAAGUUUUGUAGACGUUACGCUGAAGGAGCUAGGUCUGAUCAUCCAGUUGAACCAUGCUGGUGCUUACUGCGAUAACCCAAUUCCGUGUCAUUCAAAAAUGUUGAUUCUGCAUACGAACGGCAUCCAUUCGUGCAACAUUCAGUACUGCGGCUGCUCAAGGGCUAUUCCUCCACACCUCCAGCUUCUUCGUCGGCGUAUAUACCCAGCAACCCAGCUAGCUAUGAAGAGUUGUGCAACAUUUGAACUCCUUCGACAUUUACAUCGACUUGCCCUCACAACAAAGGCCUCUACCUACGACUUCUAUCGAUGUCUUGAAAAGUCGACUACAAACCUUGGUAUUGAUGUACCAAAGUCACGAUACAGGGCUCUCAUGAGGAUGGUUCUCCAGUGGCGGCAUUUACAGAUGCUGAAGUGGGCAGGCCGAGGACACGAUGAACGGGGAGCGGCAGGUACUUUACCUGGAGAAUUAAUGGUCAAAUGUCCAUCUUGUCCGCACCCUGGCAUCAAUCUGCCAGAUAACUGGCGGGAUGCUCCUGAUAAUAUGAAGUUUUUGUAUGCGGUCAUGAUUUGCCUAGAUGCAAACUUCAGAUUAAAAAAUCAAAUGGUUUCAAAUUACUCCCAGGAUCCAGGGCUGGGCUUGGGUCUGGCGUACAUGAUCCACCGAACAAAGUAUGAGGCGUACGUCAAAAGUAAAGCAAACGAAAACGAUAUAAGCACCUGCGUAGGUUUUCAGGCACUUGCUAAGGCAAACAGCAAGUUUUCGAAGGGCCUGAGAUAUACCGGAGUGGGAAUGGGUGUGUGCGGCAGAUCAGAAAUGAUUUUAGGAGUUGGAAAUCUUCAUAAGGAUGAACGCUAUGCCAACAUGGACUAUAUUUUUGGGACGAUUUUAAAGGCCCUCACUGUCGUCUCCGUUCUUGCCAGUUAUGACAUUGCCUGCCAAUGGUUCCUCAACCUUCUUAGGAGAAUGCAGGAAGACUGGCCGCCUGAAAUCAAACCAUCGUCGGACAUGAGGUUUACUCCCGCAAUCCCGAAACUUCAUGCUUCUAUGCACAAACAGUCUCAUGCUAACCACGAUGUCUACUCGUUGAACCUCAUUCCUGGGGCUGGUCAAUCUGAUGGAGAAUGCCCUGAACGUGUGUGGGGCCCGCACAACCCUGUUGGAAAUGCCACAAAAACCAUGGGCCCUGGUGCCAGACAAGACACUCUCGACGACCAUUUUGGCUUCUGGAAUUGGUUAAAGUACACGUCUAUGCGUAUCACUCUACUUAAGAGAUAUCGACGGGCAGUCGCGGAUCGAAAUGCUCAGGUUGAAGGACAUCGUGGUCUGACCGAAUCUGUCAAAAAGGAAAAUCCGCAGCUGAUCGAUGUUUGGGAGAAAAUGUGCAUUGAGUGGGAAUUGGACAAGUUUCCGAAGGACAAGAAGAAAAACCCUUACUAUAUGCCAAGUAUAACGUUAAGCGAAGCUCAGGUGAAGAAAGACCUUGCAGAGAAGGAAGCCAAAUUUCUGGCACAGGGUGGCUCAUUCCAGCAUGCCACAACAUCUUCGAUGUUUAUAUCCCUUGGAUUGGAGCUUGAAGAAGCCCAACGACGUGUCAGACGUCUGGCAAAGGGGGUAGGACCUCAUUCAACAAUCCGGCAGGCAGGGUCUUUGACCGAACAACGAAACAUUCUCUCAACUCGUAUUCGGGCAUGGGAGCAGCUCUUGCCGGUCUACAUACCAGGAAUUGUCCAGUAUCAAACAGACCAUCCGAUUACGACCAAGACUAGCUACGCUGAAGACGCCGUUCUCUAUCUGCCCUCAUCAAUUCCAGAACCCUGUCGAUCACGAAUCUGUACCCCCGGACUUGCCAAUAUUGAGAAGGAGCUGCGGUUUGCCCAGAUGUCAGACUCGCUGGCGUCGAUUCGGCAAAUUCUCAUCAUCAAAUCGAGAAUGAUUGAUUUCAAAAAUAAAAACAUUCGAGGACAGCGAGACGGUACACGAUCGACUACAGUAAUCGAUCGCGUCCACGAGCGAGCACGUUUUGCGGCCUCAAAGUAUCGGUCUGCACGAGCUGCACAUUUGGCGUUAGCAGGAGAUGGUGAUUGGGAAAACACGUACCGGGUGUUGGAGGAUAAGGAUGUGAGGGGUUAUCAGGAUCCAGACCGAUUACGACCUCGUGUAGGACGUCAAGGCAUAUACGAAGACGGGCAUGAGCCAUCUUUGAAUGUUGAGGUUGAUGAAGAUGACGGUAUAAACCUUGUGAAUCAGCUGAGAAAUAGGAGAGAUGGAACAGGACAGACCAGAAGAACCCUAUCAUGGAUAUGGACAGUCACAAUGGGCGUUCGAACGGAGGAGGACCACGACGACAUUCUGCGAGUGGAGUGGGCGAAGAGUUGUGCUCGGGUUAUGCGUGCCAAGGAGGAGGUGUUGCUUUUAAAAGAGGAAAUGCGGAGAACAUUAGCGUUUCUGAAGUACAAAUCAGACUGGUGGGUAGAGCAACAGUCGGCACUUCCAGGUGCUCCAAAGGAUUUGGUGGAAGGAAUAUCUGCAUUUGCAAUAUCCCAGGCUGAGAUCCAAACAUCCCUCGCGAACCACUUUCGAAAGCUAUGGGCGGCACCUUUCAGUGAGAAUGUUGAGGAGGAUGUCGACGAAGAUGAGGACGAGGUAGAGGAGGUAGAGGAUGUACCUCUAGAUGAAGACGAGGAAGAUGAAUUUGAGAACGAGACAGAAGAGCCCCUGUAG